AUGACGAGGGAACUGCGGGACAACACUCCUCAGAGCCAGCCCGUCUUCCAGCCCUUUGUCACACUGACCACUGCUCUUAGCAAGCCGUCCAGCGCGAGUGGCUUCUACCAGGACUCCUGUUACGUCUGCAUUAACAAUCCAGGGGUCACAGUUUCAGAUUCACUCAGUUCUCAAAGUAGUGAUAUUUUUCUUUAUGAUGAGGACCGGGACACGUGUGACAACCGCAUGACCUGCUCCACCAGCUCUGCCUCCAGCCUCGACACCAGCGCCCAGUUCCCGGAGAAUAACGGGCAAACGCAGAGCACCAGAUGGGACGAACAGCAGAAGGUGUUCGCCCUCGAGCAGGUCUGCGGUGUCUUUAGAGUGGACCUGGGACAAAUGAGAUCCCUUCGCCUCUUCUUCAGCGAUGAGGCAUGCACCUCUGGACAGCUGGUCGUUGCGAGCAGGGAGAGCCAGUACAAGAUCUUCCACUUUCACCAUGGCGGCCUGGAUAAACUCUCCGAGGUGUUUCAGCAGUGGAAGUACUGCACAGAGACCCAUCUCAAGGACCAGCAGCUUACCGAUGAGAAAACCUGCAUGCAGUUCUCCAUCCGCCGUCCCAAGCUGCCCUCCUCGGAGACCCAUCCGGAGGAGAACGCAUACAAGCGCCUUGAUGUGUCUGCCUGGCUCCGUCACCUGAAUGAAUCCGGGCAGGUGGAAGAGGAGUACAAGCUGCAGAAGGCUAUUUUCUUCGGUGGGAUUGAUGUUUCCAUCCGUGGGGAGGUCUGGGCACUGAGGGUGCGGAAGAGGAAAGAGUACUUUGAGAUCCAGGAGAAAAGGCUUUCCAUGACGCCAGAUGAACAGAAGGAGUUUUGGCGUAACGUACAGUUCACGGUAGACAAAGACGUCGUGAGGACUGACCGCAGCAACCAGUUCUUUCGAGGGGAGGACAACCCAAACGUGGAAACCAUGAGGAGAAUCCUGCUAAACUAUGCAGUAUUUAACCCAACAAUUGGAUACUCCCAGGGGAUGUCCGACCUGGUUGCCCCACUCCUGGCCGAGAUCCUAGAUGAGUCGGACACUUUCUGGUGCUUUGUAGGACUGAUGCAGAACACGAUUUUCAUCAGCUCGCCCCGGGAUGAGGAUAUGGAGAAGCAGCUGAUGUACCUGCGAGAGCUGCUACGGCUCAUGCACCCACGCUUCUACCAGCACCUUUCUUCCUUGGGAGAGGAUGGCCUGCAGAUGCUUUUCUGUCACCGUUGGAUCCUCCUCUGUUUCAAACGGGAGUUUCCAGACGCCGAGGCUUUGCGCAUGUGGGAAGCGUGCUGGGCUCACUAUCAGACUGACUAUUUCCACCUCUUCAUCUGUGUGGCCAUCGUGGUGAUUUAUGGGGAUGAUGUUAUUGAACAGCAGCUGGCUGCUGACCAGAUGCUGCUGCAUUUCAGCAACCUGGCUAUGCACAUGAACGGAGAGCUUGUGCUCAGGAAGGCGAGGAGCCUGCUGUACCAGUUCCACCUCCUGCCCCGCAUCCCCUGCAGCCUGCAUGACCUCUGCAAGCUGUGUGGGACCGGGAUGUGGGACAGCGGCUUCAUCCCUGCUGUGGAGUGCUCUGGCCAUCACCCCGAGUCCGAGAGCUGCCCGUACGGGGGACUGGUGGAAGAGUCUUCUCCUAAACCAGGAAGCGAAGGCAAGAGAGGCUUGAAAACACGGGACGUCUUUGCUUUCCGAAAAUAGCUGUAGAGGAACAGGGUGUGACAGCGGAAGAGGGAAGGGCAGGAAGGAUGUGCACGGGAAAAUGCUGAAGACAAAAAUGGAGGG
Messenger RNA from Eurypyga helias (sunbittern), 1797 nucleotides. It is a transcript of the gene TBC1D16, whose product is annotated as TBC1 domain family, member 16. The coding region runs from base 1 to 1713 and encodes 570 amino acids. The record is from RefSeq and is a predicted model, not a curated record. Gene Ontology annotation, biological process: activation of GTPase activity. Gene Ontology annotation, cellular component: early endosome. The transcript has 13 exons. Lineage: Eukaryota; Metazoa; Chordata; Aves; Eurypygiformes; Eurypygidae. Gene Ontology annotation, molecular function: GTPase activator activity.